Molecule: messenger RNA, 815 nt
Organism: Engraulis encrasicolus (European anchovy)
Lineage: Eukaryota; Metazoa; Chordata; Actinopteri; Clupeiformes; Engraulidae
Product: cholecystokinin-like
Exons: 3
Coding region: 64-543 (159 amino acids)
Biological process (GO): digestion
Cellular component (GO): extracellular region; axon
Molecular function (GO): neuropeptide hormone activity
Source: RefSeq, a predicted model, not a curated record
GUUCAGAGGACAGGGUGAAAUUCUCUCUCUGCUCUGUGGCUUUCUGCUCAGCACAGACUGAAGAUGAACGGUGGCAUGUGUGUGUGUGUGCUGCUGGCUGCUCUCUCCAGCAGCGGUUGCCUGGGGCUCCCAGCCCACCCCCCACAGGAGGACGAAGGGCACGCCCGUGCUGCCGGGGCCGGGGCCAUCUCCAUCUCCCGGGCAGAGGCUCCCUCCUCCUCCUCCUCCUCCUCCUCAGCAGCAGCAGCAGCAGCAGGCGCUGUCCACAGGCGUCACGCCCGCUCAGCCCCCUCCUCCAGUGGAGGUGCCCUCCUGCCUUUCACCAAAGCCUCCAUGGAGGACGAGGAGCAACAGGACCCCCGCACCAGCCUCAACCAGCUCAUCGCCACACUACUCGCCAGGAAAGGUGCUGCGCGCAGAAACUCUGUGCUGACUAGCAGAGCCAGCGGGCCCGCAGCGAGCCACCGGAUAAAGGACCGCGACUACACGGGCUGGAUGGACUUUGGCCGGCGGAGCGCGGAGGAGUAUGAGUACUCCUCGUAAAAGAAACACCCACCGGCCCGGCGACAACCAACCCCCAUCAUCCACAACUAACCGACUUGUACAGGAGCAGAGAAUCGUCACAUUUUGGUGUCUCGGAAAUCAUUGUGUGAAAACUCUAUUUGCGAUACAUUCGAUGUAAAUUUGUUUGUACAAUGAAUAUGAUGCAAUAUAAAUAUGAGUGGACAUACAGACUUUUGCAUAAAAACGUCGUGAGAAUGUUUAUUAUUUUUCACGUGUGUUUCAUGCUUUGCGUCCGACAUAUACCUUGUGCA